This is a messenger RNA of Morchella importuna, 747 nucleotides long. RefSeq lists its product as uncharacterized. The transcript is spliced from 3 exons. NCBI's taxonomy places the organism in Eukaryota, Fungi, Ascomycota, Pezizomycetes, Pezizales, Morchellaceae. Bases 1 to 747 code for a protein of 248 amino acids. The record is from RefSeq and is a predicted model, not a curated record.
AUGCGUUUCCCUAGACUCACAGCAAUGGCCGCUCUUCUAGUUUCCAGCACUGCUGCAUGUGCAGCAGAGGUUCCACCCCUCCCAGUAAACUUCGGAGUCCUCGUCUUCCCCGCCUUCCAGGCACUCGACGUUUUCGGCCCCCUCGACACCCUCAACAUGCUCUCCACCCUAUUUAAGACCAACCUCUACAUCAUCGCCGAGACCCUCGACCCAGUAUCCACCAAGACCCGCUCCGCCUCCAUGAACACCACCGGCUCCAACUUCGGCGAGAGCAUUGUCCCCACGCACACCUUCGCCAACCCACCCGCGCUCGACGUCCUCAUUAUCCCCGGCGGCGCCGGCACCCGCGCCGGAACACUCCUCGACCCUGCCCGCGAAUACAUCAAGGCUACCUUCCCCACGCUGCAGUAUCUCCUCACCGUCUGCACUGGCUCUGCCCUUGCCGCGUCAACUGGAAUUCUCGACGGAAAAAAUGCAACGAGUAAUAAGGCUGCAUGGGUAUGGGCGACGGGGCAGGGGCCGAACGUGAACUGGGUGCCGAGGGCAAGGUGGACCGUGGAUGGUAAUGUGUGGACGACGUCGGGGGUCGCAGCGGGUAUGGACGGGACGUUUGCGUUUGUGAAAGCGGUGUAUGGUGAGGAGGCGUUUGUGUGGAUUCGGAAUAAGGUGGAGUAUAUGCCGCAGGAGGAUUCGCAUGUGGAUGCCUGGGGGGAGUUCUAUAAUACUACUUGGCCCAUUGUGUCGUAG